Stylonychia lemnae is the source of this 492-nucleotide messenger RNA. The record is from the annotation of a GenBank genome assembly. NCBI's taxonomy places the organism in Eukaryota, Ciliophora, Spirotrichea, Sporadotrichida, Oxytrichidae.
AUGAAUGAUUUUGAGGGCACUUAAAGCAAAGAGGGGCUCAGGUAGUAAUUAUCGAACGAGAGAAACCACUUAAAGAUCGAUAUCAACAAUGGAACAAAUCAGGGUCAAAAGUUAGACUCUAGAAGCAGCAAAAGAAUAGAUAGUUAAUAAGAUCAGGAAGGAGACUAAAAUCGUACUUAAAAGCAUUAAGGUGAUUCUGUCCUUAAUUACUAAAUUAAUGCCGAAGAAGUUACUGAUCAACUACCUUCCCCAAAUAUCCCUAAUUUAAUAGUUUCAAAGUUUUCAGAGCUGGAAGACUAUAACUCUAAAUAAAACUAAGCUAAGUUGACGUUUGAAAUAGAUAAGGAUAACCUCAGAAGUUAAACAUAAAAGGAAGAUAAUUUAGGAGUACUAAUAGCUGCAAAUAAAAAUGAAUUAUAAAAUUCAGGACUUCUCCAACCUGAUGCAUAUUCAGAAAUAUCCCCCAAAAAUAAACAAUAGAAGCGUAAAUGA